Molecule: messenger RNA, 348 nt
Organism: Lactuca saligna
Lineage: Eukaryota; Viridiplantae; Streptophyta; Magnoliopsida; Asterales; Asteraceae
Source: the annotation of a GenBank genome assembly
AUGUAUUAUUCUUCCCCAAGGAAUCUCUUAAUUUUAAAUAGUAGUACCCAUAAACCACCAUUCGACCUCAUUCAUUACCCAAUUCCAAUGGAGCACAUGCAGUCGUCGUCGUUCAUCUCAAAGCUGCCGGUAAUCAUGGCGGCGAUCGGAGAGAAGAAAUCCGAGCUCUCCGGCAAGAAGCAAGAGCUGUUGGAAGCAAAACGUUUGGGAGUGGAUGUGGAGUUGAUGAAACAACUUGAAACUCAGUGGGGGGUUCUGGAAUCAGACAUUAAUCUGUUGGAGCACACGGCUAAUGUCAUGAGAAUGGAUCUAAUCCAACGAGGGUUGCUUGUGAAUGGAAAAGUUUAG